AAGAGACCAGGAAGUGUUGACGCGGUUUACAUCUGUCGGUCAUUCGAAGAAACAGUUACAAACAUUUUAACUUUAAAGGAUAAAGCGUAACAUUUUUCACCCCCGUGGAGUAAAUUAAACCACCAAACAGUGAAAUCAUGGGGCUGGCUGAUCCAGAUAGUACGGAGCCAAGAGAAGGAGAGUCUUCACAGGAUGUGGAUCCAGUUAAAUCUCUGCAGUCUCAAGUGGAUGGGGUCAAGGAUAUUAUGACCCAGAAUGUAGAUCGGAUCCUGGCCCGUGGAGAAAGACUGGAUGAUCUGAUGGGCAAAUCUGAAGACCUGCAAGCUGGGGCCCAGAACUUCAAGCACACCUCUCAGAAGGUUGCUCGUGCCUACUGGUGGAAGAACGUGAAGCUGAUUGUGGUUAUUGUUGUGAUAGUCCUCAUCAUUGUACUGAUUGUCAUAUUCCUUGCUACUGGUGUGAUCCCGACCAGUGCACCUGCACCCAAACCUCCCACUGUGAGACCACCAUAAGAUUUCUAUCAGUUACAAACACUCACACAUACACAUACAGAUAUAUGCAACCAUGUCCACACACCAACACAAUUCAUAACUCCAGGAAUUCACACACAUCAUACACACACAUACCUUUUAUUUGCACAUUUUGCUCAUGUACCUUCAUAUCUCAUGGUAUCACACCACCUUAUAAUGAGUAGCUUCCAUAAUGACAGCUUCGAACCCUUGAAGUGGAGGAUUUUAAAAAGUCUAUAGACAGAUUGCUGUCUAUUUUCAUACUUCUCUCCUCCUGAAAGGUCAAUCUAGUGGCCACUUCAGCUGUCUUUAUGGUUCUCUAAAGCCUGAUAAAAUGCCACAACUGUAAAAGUACUUGCAAUAUUGUUCAUAAAUGAAGGGACCCUUGAAAUAGUCAUAUACUGGCAUUGAUCCAGCGGAGGUAAUGGGUGAAAGUUCUAUCUAUUGAAUUAUGAAGUAUAUUUAAGACUGUUAUAUUAGAUUACAUAAGAUGUUACUUGUAAUUAUGGAAUACUUUUAGAUCUUCAAGUGUCUCUAUUUUGUAUUUGAUGGGUCACUGUCUUUGUGCUUUUGCCUACAAUUGUUAUUUGUAUAAGGUCAAACAAGAAUGUGUUCUUACAACUGUUGCAUUACCCAAGCACACCAUUUCAUUGAGGAAAUUAUAAAAUUGUAAGAUGUUUGGGUUCAUUUUUCUGUCUUAAAUCUUUACUGAAAAUUGGCAAUGCCCCAAACUUCAAAACCGAGACAGAUUUUCGUCCUGUAGAAUGAAUUAACAUUUUUUUAAUGGAACAAGAGCAGCUGAACAAGGUCAUUUAGAUAGUGAAAUUUAGAUAGGAAUGAUGGAUAUUUUCUGUGUCCUCAUAAAUCACUGCAUUAUAUUUGACAUGCAGUGUAACACUUGCACUGUACCGCAUACAGUUAGUACUGUAAUAAGAAUUUGAGUGUAUGGCAUCAAAAGUUUGGCCUUGCACUGUAGGAGCUUAAUGAAACCCAAGACGCAUAACUUGUUCCUGUUUCGAAAACAGAGGAGGACUGUUUUAGAGUCUACUGUAAUUUUCAGUUUGCAGUUUUUAUUGAAAAAUGCUAACACUUUUUACCUGUCUCAAUUCAGCCAAUGAAAUCACUUCUCUGAAUGUUCUUGUUGGCUGAUCUUAAAUUAGUCUGCUGGGUAGCUUUAUGCAGUUUGCUUUGGAGAGGUCAAGGCAUUGAAUGUCUAUAUGUAGUCAGAAUGACUUGACUGUUUGAAUGUCUAUAUUAUGCUGAGUCUUAUGCUGUAUCUCUUGUUGCUUCCAUUAACAAUUUACUGUAUGUAAAAAUAGGAGGUUUUUAAGCAUUUCUGUUAUUAUAAACAAACCAUUUAAUCAAAGAAAAAAAAUUGAUCAAGACAUUGAAUAAUUUUUUUAAUCAUCUACAAAUAAUUAAAAAACCCUUUAAGUGCCUUGAAUUUGAGUCUUACUAGCAUAAACAACCUGUAAGAUCUGGGAAACCUAAUAUUUUGUAAAU
Messenger RNA from Sinocyclocheilus grahami, 2012 nucleotides. Its product is annotated as vesicle-associated membrane protein 8-like. Gene Ontology annotation, cellular component: membrane. The record is from RefSeq and is a predicted model, not a curated record. NCBI's taxonomy places the organism in Eukaryota, Metazoa, Chordata, Actinopteri, Cypriniformes, Cyprinidae. Gene Ontology annotation, biological process: vesicle-mediated transport. Bases 138 to 512 code for a protein of 124 amino acids. The transcript has 3 exons.